Messenger RNA from Eruca vesicaria subsp. sativa (arugula), 276 nucleotides. The record is from the annotation of a GenBank genome assembly. NCBI's taxonomy places the organism in Eukaryota, Viridiplantae, Streptophyta, Magnoliopsida, Brassicales, Brassicaceae.
AUGAAGUGUGGUAAUGGGAUGGAUACUAAAGACCACCGUGUGUGUUUCAAAAACUGCCUAGAGAAAUGCCGCAUAGAUGAUUACGCAUGUCAGUUGCAGUGUGAAACAAACUGCCCUUCCACACCACCUUCGUUCGUAGUGGAUGAAGCAGUAAUGGCGCCAGAACAAGGUAAAAGCGAUAUGUGCUACAGAGAUUGUAGCAACAAAUGGGGCCUUGACUCAGCUCGUAUGGAACGUUGUUUGAAGACUUGCCCCACGACUGCUACUCUUUUUUAG